This is a messenger RNA of Dipodomys spectabilis (banner-tailed kangaroo rat), 4032 nucleotides long. It is a transcript of the gene Tyk2, whose product is annotated as tyrosine kinase 2. Lineage: Eukaryota; Metazoa; Chordata; Mammalia; Rodentia; Heteromyidae. Gene Ontology annotation, molecular function: non-membrane spanning protein tyrosine kinase activity; ATP binding; cytokine receptor binding. Gene Ontology annotation, cellular component: membrane; cytosol; cytoskeleton. The transcript is spliced from 25 exons. Gene Ontology annotation, biological process: cytokine-mediated signaling pathway; intracellular signal transduction; cell differentiation. The record is from RefSeq and is a predicted model, not a curated record. The coding region runs from base 301 to 3876 and encodes 1191 amino acids.
GUCCGCGCGGCCCGGCGGCAGCGGCUCCCCGCGGCGGUGGGGCGGGUCCCGGGCUCCAGCCUGAGCCCCUUCCACCCAGGGACCGUGCUGAAGAUGUAACACGCAGAACCAUGUUGACAGCGGGCUGUUUUUCCACACCACCACCCUCUCCCCGCCCCUUCUCUCCUCCCCACGGGCAACCAGGACCAGAGUAGCUGAGUGAAUUGCCUGAGCUGACACAGGAAACUACAGCACGAUCCCCAUGUCAGCAGUGUUUGAACACAGCCUGAUUAUUUCAGAAAGGUGUCUGCCGUGAGGAGCAUGUCCCUUCAGAAGCGAUUUCCAGCCCAGUCCAGCGAGCCCACAGCGGUGGACGCACAGCCCAUGGCCGCCGUGGGAAGUGUGAAGGUGCUACUGCACUGGGUCGGCCCCGCAGGUGGGGAGCCCUGGGUCACCUUCAACGAUUCCCUGCUGACUGCAGAGGAGAUCUGUGUUCAGAUUGCACACAAAAUUGGCAUCACUCCGCCCUGUUUCAAUCUCUUUGCCCUCUUCGAUGCCCAGGCCGGAGUCUGGCUGCCCCCAAACCACACCCUGGACAUGUCCAGAGACACAAAUAUGACGCUGUUAUUCCGAAUGAGGUUUUAUUUCCGCAACUGGCAUGGCCUGAACUCUCAGGAGCCUGCUGUAUACCGCUGCGGAUUCCCAGGGGUUGAAGCACCCUCAGAACGGGCAGAGCAGGGGGUGCAGCUCUUGGACUCAGCCUCAUUUGAGUACCUCUUUGAGCAGGGCAAGCAUGAGUUUGUGAAUGAUGUCGUCUGCCUAUGGGAGCUGACUAGUGAGGAAGAGAUACACCACUUUAAAAACGAAAGCCUUGGCAUGGCCUUCCUGCACCUCUGCCAUCUCUCUCUCUGCCGUGGUGUCCCUCUGGAGGACGUAGCCAAGGAGAUCAGCUUCAAGGACUGCAUCCCGCGCUCCUUCCGCCAGCAGAUCCGCCAGCACAACGCGCUGACGCGCCUGCGCCUGCGCAGUGUGUUCCGCCGCUUCGUGCGCGCCUUCCAGCCGCGCCAGCUGUCGGCGCACGCCGUCAUGGUCAAGUACCUGGCCACGCUGGAGCGCCUGGCGCCGCGCUUCGGCGCCGAGCGCCUGCCCGCCCGCCAGCUGCAGCUGCAGGCCCAGGCCCCGGGGCCGCCCUGCUACACCCAGGACGCCCGGCCGGGCCCCGAGGACCCCGGCCCCGACUCAGCCCUCCCCCCCGGGCCCCCCACGCACGAGGUGCAGGUGACCGGCACGGGGGGCAUCCAGUGGCGGCCGGUGCAGGCCGAGGGGCUGGGUUCCCAGGAUCCCCAGGGCGGCAAUGGCGGCAGCAGGAACCCCCAGGCCCGCCCGUCCCGGAAGAAAGGCAAGGCCCACCCGGCAGGACAGCAGGUGGUGGGCAGGCCCUGGGAGUCGCCCUGGACCUACUUCUGUGAUUUCCAAGACAUCUCCCACGUGGUGCUGACAGACAGCCGCGUCAGCAUCCGCCGGCAGGACAACCAGUGCCUGGAGUUCAGCCUGCUUUCUCGGGCCAGCGCCUUGUCUUUCGUGGCGCUGGUGGACGGCUACUUCCGCCUGACGGCCGACUCCAGCCACUACCUGUGCCACGAGGUGGCGCCGCCCCGGCUGGUGAUGAGCAUCCAGGAUGGCAUCCACGGACCCCUGCUGGAUCCGUUUGUGCAAGCGAAGCUGCGGCCGGAAGACGGGCUGUACCUCAUUCAUUGGAGCACUAACCAUCUGUACCGCCUCAUCCUCACAGUGGCCCAGCGUGACUCGGCACCCGGGGUGCGGGGCUUGCGCCUCCGGAAGUUCCCCAUCCUGCAAGAGGCCGGGGCCUUUGUGCUGGAGGGUUGGGGCCGCUCCUUUGCCAGCAUCAGGGAGCUGCGGGUGGCUUUGCAGGGCUGUGCCCUGCGGGCUGGCGAGGACUGCUUCCCCCUGCGCCGCUGCUGCCUGCCCCGACCUGGAGAAAUCUCCAACCUCCUCAUCAUGCGGGGGUCGCGGCCCAACAGCCAGCCGCCUAAUCUCAGCCAGCUCAGCUUCCACCGGGUGCAUCAGGAGGAGAUCACCCAGCUCUCCCACCUGGGCCAGGGUACAAGAACGAACGUGUACGAGGGCCUCCUACGUGUGGGGGUCCCGGAGGAGGAGGAGGAGGAGGACAAAGUGGACAGUGGGAUCUCUCUGGAGCCAUGUGGAGGCCGUGGGCAGGAGCUACGCGUGGUGCUUAAAGUCCUGGACCCCAGUCACCAUGACAUCGCCCUGGCCUUCUACGAGACUGCCAGCCUCAUGAGCCAGGUCUCCCAUGUACACCUGGCCUUCGUGCAUGGCGUGUGUGUGCGUGGCUCCGAGAACAUCAUGGUGACAGAGUACGUGGAACACGGGCCCCUGGAUGUGUGGCUGCGGAGAGAGCGGGGCCACGUGCCCAUGGCCUGGAAGGUGGCGGUGACCCAGCAGCUGGCCAGUGCCCUCAGCUACCUGGAAGACAAGAGCCUGGUUCACGGUAAUGUGUGUGGCCGAAACAUCUUACUAGCCAGGCCGGGGCUGGCAGAGGACACCAGCCCAUUCAUCAAGUUGAGUGACCCCGGCGUGGGCCUGGGGGCGCUCUCCAGAGAGGAGCGCGUUGAGCGCAUACCCUGGACGGCUCCCGAGUGCCUGACCGGCGGAGCCAACAGCCUGAGCACCGCGGCGGACAAGUGGGGCUUUGGCGCCACCCUGCUUGAGAUCUGCUUUGAUGGGGAAGCCCCCCUCCAGGGCCGCGGCCCCUCUGAGAAAGAGCGUUUCUACCAGAAGCAACACCAGCUACCCGAGCCCUCGUGCCCUGAGCUGGCCACACUCACCAGCCAGUGCCUGACCUAUGAACCUGCCCAGCGGCCGUCCUUCCGCACCAUUCUGCGCGACCUCACUCGGCUGCAGCCCCACAAUCUAGUGGAUAUCUCUACCAUGAACCCCGACUCCCCGGCCUCGGACCCCACGGUGUUCCACAAGCGAUAUUUGAAAAAGAUUCGGGAUCUGGGCGAGGGGCACUUCGGCAAGGUCAGCCUGUACUGCUACGACCCCACCAACGAUGGCACCGGGGAGAUGGUGGCCGUGAAGGCCCUCAAGGCGGGUUGCGGGCCCCAGCUCCGCUCGGGCUGGCGGCGGGAGAUCGACAUCCUGCGCACGCUCUACCACGAGCACAUCGUCAAGUACAAGGGCUGCUGCGAGGACCCAGGCGAGAAGUCGGUGCAGCUGGUCAUGGAGUACGUACCUCUGGGUAGCCUCCGGGACUACCUGCCCCGGCACAGCGUCGGGCUGGCUCAGCUGCUACUCUUCGCCCAGCAGAUCUGCAAGGGCAUGGCCUACCUGCACACCCAGCACUACAUCCACCGAGAUCUAGCCGCGCGCAACGUGCUGCUGGACAACGACAGGCUGGUCAAGAUCGGGGACUUUGGCCUAGCCAAGGCCGUGCCUGAAGGCCACGAGUACUACCGCGUGCGCGAGGAUGGGGACAGCCCCGUGUUCUGGUACGCCCCAGAGUGCCUGAAGGAAUGCAAGUUCUACUAUGCAUCUGACGUCUGGUCGUUUGGGGUGACACUCUACGAGCUGCUGACACACUGUGACUCCAGCCAGAGCCCUCCUUCGAAAUUCAUCGAGCUCAUCGGCCUCACCCAGGGCCAGAUGACAGUGCUGAGACUCACCGAGUUACUGGAACGAGGAGAGAGGCUGCCGCGGCCCGACAAAUGCCCCAGUGAGGUCUAUCUCCUCAUGAAGAACUGCUGGGAGCUGGAGGCCUCCUUCCGCCCGACCUUCCAGAACCUCAUUCCCAUCCUCAAGAUGGCUCAUGACAAGUACCAGGCCCAGGCCCCUUCGGUGUUCAGUGUGUGCUGAAGCGCGGGGACAGGUCAGCGCCCAGAGCAGCCUCCCGGACCUACAGUCUAGACACCUCCACUUCUGCAAACUUGUUUUUCUGUGUGCCAGUCCUGGGGCUUGAACUCAUGGCUUGGGGGCUGUCCCUGAGUUUUUUUUUGUUUUGUUUUGUUUUUC